AUGGCUGCAAGAAGACAGCGCUGGUGUUUGACCAGUGUCUGGGGUCAGUGGACACCGUCAACUGCCAAAGUGUGCAAAUGCAGGUGAUGGAGAAAGUACCUACUGUAAGCAUUGACAAGACAGAUGGUGCCAUGUUGUAUCUGGGUCCAGACUCCCUAGACACCAUGAUCAUCACGGCCAAGUCAUCUGAGAUGAACGUGCUGAUACCUAAGGCAGACGGCGACUAUACGGAGUUUGCACUUCCAGAGCAGUUCAAGACUACGUAUAAUGGCAAGACCUUCGUGACAGAAUGUCAGGAUUCGCUUGGCUAAAUCUAUUGGCUAAAUUGUUACCUUGGCAACGGCACUAGGAAACCUGAUAUAUUUGGCAGUGGUCAGCAUUUUAUUAUGAGAUCGGAUUCUUAUUAAGUAGAAUUAUUUUACUAACUAAUUUUUUUCUUAAUUAUUUUCAUUAUUCAACACUUGAUCUUGAUGGGAGAUCAUACACAGAUAAAAUGAAGUGCACUGACCAACUAAAUCUGAGGAGAUCCAUUACUGUAAUGAACCACAUUCACACUUGCUUUCUGAAGUACACACUGAGGGUAUUAUUCAACAACAAAGAUAUGCCAGGUGCGGUUAAAUGUUUUGCUAGAAAUACCGUCUUUUAAAACAAUAAUAUCACAACCACAGACCUUUGCAGAGAUGAACUUUACAAAUGCUGACCCUUGAUGGUCAUUUGUUCCAUUUCUGUGCAACAUUUCUUACUGCUUUGUCACUUUUUACAUACUUUGAGGCAAUUUCUCAGAACAGUAUUUGCUUCAGUGCCUGGUCAUGGCCCACAGCUGCCUGAGGGCUCAACACACACUAAACCUCCAUGGACUAGUUGGAGACUUUGUGUGAGAACAAAUGCAAUGGGAAUCACUCUAGCCUUGGGAUGAGUAGAGACGUCAUCUGCUGCUGCAUGCAGAAAUUGCCACAAGGUGUUGAAAUGGUCAUCUGUGUAGCUGGCACUGAAUGCCUGUGCUGCUUGAUUACAAGCCAUCCGGUACAAAGUGGUUAAACUGAACUGGGCUUGCAGCUUAGCAAAUCACAAAAGUCUUUUGGUUAAAAAUACAUUAAACUGCAAUACGACUUGUUUGCAGACGUAGUCCCAUCCCAGUAAAGGCAUCUAAGUCUGGUCAUCAGAUAAAUCUGUCCAUCUUUCUUCACUUGUAAACUAACCAGGACGUUUUGCACGUUUGUUCUUUUCAUCCCAAAGAGUGUCAUUAUAGAAAUAACUAAAUAAAACCUGUACCACAAAUGCAUUUUACAGAGCAUAACUUUGACAGGAGUGAUCUAACCUUGAAUGAGGAUUCUGAAGAAACAAAAAGCCGGUAACUUCAUUAUCUCUAUGAGAAAUUAAAGAGUUUAUAAAGACGCUUUAAAUGAGUGUCACACACAUUUUAUUCUCAUUAAAAACAUGGGUCCCUACUGUGUAGAUAACCCUCACUGAAACAAUAAACUUGAUAAGCAUUGCUGGUUGCCUUAACAUGCAGCGUAUGUAUGUGAUGCGCAUGGUGUAUGAACCACUGUGGUACAUGUAAUUUCCUCUCUCCUAGCUUCAACUUUAAUUUCAACUCCAUGGGCCUGUUCUCUUCCUGAGUUUUUUUUUACAAAUGGAAUCUAGGUCACUCAAUCACAUUGUUAGGAACAGGUGAAAUUCUAGUUACAUGUAUUUCAAACCCAUUUUACUUUGUUUGAAAUUAGUUCUUUUUUUUCAUCAGGAAAAGUUUCCAAAAUUGUAAUUCUAUGCAAAUCUCAGAUUUCUAGAGCCACUAAUUUUUAACCUUGUUCUGGGUAAGAUAACUGACGUUAGAAUAUACUGCUGUGAGGUUCAUCAGGUCUUACCUUUUCUUGAGCUUAGUAUGUAGGUUUUUUACACAUUCUGUUGGCAUAAGAAAAUGGGUAGAUACAAGUCUUCUUCGAAUAUGAUUGUUGAAUCUCCAGAAUCAGAUACAAAGAUUUCAAAUCACUUGGAAGAGCAGAAGAAAAAAAUGUGCAGAUAAAAAUGCCAAUUUAGUCAUGAAACCAGAGUUUUAAAGGUAUUUAUGAGCAAAGUACUGGCCAGUUGUUUGGCUUUUGGGAACAGGCCCGGCCAGUAUUUGAAUUUGCUAUUUUAGCUUCUACCGUGAAUGGAUGCGAAUGAAUAUUGUUCAGCACACCUUAGCAGCAUUUAUUAUGAAAUGGUUGUGAUUUAGGUGGGCAUAGACUCACCACAGACAUCGUAAUUUAAUCUCUCUUUAAUUCCCAGUUCUGUUAUCUUCAGAGUGAAUGAUCAAACUAAGUAUGAGUAUUGAAUGAAAUGUAGCAGCUGGUAAAAACUGGUGUAUGACAAAUACAUGUAGAAGUUUUCUUCAGCUCAUUUAACCCCGCCCACAGCUUUAACCAUUAUCCAAGGACUGACCCAUGAGACAACAGUGCUAGUUCAUGAAUAUGCAUGAAAGGUUCAUAAGCAGAUUUGAUAAUGUAGUCUGAGGGUAAGCUAUGGAAUAUAUUUGUAGUGAAGAUGCUAUUGAUGUUACCAAAGCGAAGAGUUUUGCACGUGAUUACUUAAGACUGACUCAUUUAGUUAUAGUGCGGCAUUUGUUGUUUUAACAGUCACUGUCGGAAUUAUGCUGUGCGUGUUUGCCGUCGGUCAUAAGCCACGUCCUGUUGGGGUCACAAGCCACAUCCUGUUGGGGUCACAAGCACUUGGAUUCACACACAAAAGGCAUCGUGAUACCCGCUAGUAAAUAGUUAACAUUUUCAAUGCAAACCUUUCAAACAUUCACACUUGGCAGCAUGUUGUCUGUUGUAGCCAAAAAUCGUCAUUUUUGCAAUGUUGGUUUCUUUUGAGGGAAAACAAAAGCCACUUUUCAAAAAUUAGCUUCUGCUCAAGUUGCAUGGUUGUCAACACUCUAAGAAAAUGUGUGAAUCAGUUGCCGUGGCAAUGAGCCUAUGACCUCACCUAGGUGUCAGGACAGUGAUGGCAACUAUUCUUAUAGAAUGAAGCAUUAGGUUUCUUUUAUACUGCUCUUGAUCAAUGCAUUGGUGGUAGGUUUGUACAUAGAAAUAUCCCCAUAUAAACAUUGGUUUGAGUUUCUUGAUAAGCAAUUUGUAUCAACCCUGCAAAAGAUAAUUUGCAAAACAAAACUUGUUUCCGUAUUUAGGGAAUGACAGAAUUAAGAAUAAUCUGAGCUUUUUUUUUAUGACAUUGGUGAAAGACUGAAGCUUUUCAAAGCUAUCUGGUUUUGCUAAGGUAGAGAGAAUAUCUACGAAAANAAACAGAAAAAUUAUGUUAAUGACAAAGGCAAAUGAGUAUAAUUAUAGGUGGUUUAGCACUAUUGAGAAAUGUGUGAAGAGAAUUUCUGAUUUAAUGAAGCCUUUAAAAUUAGUAACCAGUUGAAUCCGUUCCAAUUUAUUUAAAAUUUCUGAUAACGACAGUUUGCUUGUUUCCUUCAGUUGGGUUCUGAACAAAAGUGGAGCUUGCUUUUGUUACUUCUGAAUUUAUUAAUCAAAAUAAAGGUGCAGUCAUUAAAAAGGUAGGUAAAACUAGAA
Acanthaster planci (crown-of-thorns starfish) is the source of this 3554-nucleotide messenger RNA. RefSeq names its product adenylyl cyclase-associated protein 1-like. Gene Ontology annotation, cellular component: cytoplasm. Lineage: Eukaryota; Metazoa; Echinodermata; Asteroidea; Valvatida; Acanthasteridae. Gene Ontology annotation, biological process: cytoskeleton organization; actin filament organization; cell morphogenesis. The record is from RefSeq and is a predicted model, not a curated record. Gene Ontology annotation, molecular function: actin binding; adenylate cyclase binding.